AUCUGCGGGCUCGCUUCCGCAAAUAAAUAUUUGGGCUCCAGUUGUUUGGGCUCUGGGAGCGUGGCUGGAGCCGUCGCGGGGCGGACGGCGGACCAGCGCCUGAGGGCCCGAUGGACGACUUGUUCGCCGUCUUCUCCGAGGCCUCGCACAGCUACGCGGACAUCGAGACCCUGGCGGCAGGACUCUCCACUGGCACGAAGGCGCAGUCCCCCGCCAAGGCGCAGUCCCCCUGGCAAAGCAGACGUCCCCGAGAGGAAGGAGGGCUCCAAGCGGCCGCGCUCCGCGGGUGCGCGCGCGCCCGCCAAGGGCCCCGAGGUGCCCGUCAAGAAGGCGAAGCAGGAGGGGCCCGAGGCCCUGGGGCCCACUGCGGAGGUCACUGGCGACGGCGCGCUGCCGCCGACCAACCUCACCACCGAGCUCGUGUACGAGAAGCUCGACGUGAGCGGCUGCACCCACGAGGUGGUCAGACCUGCGGACGACGUGGCGAACGCAGCGAAGAGGGCCGCGAGCGCCGCCGAGAAGAAGCCGGCCCGGGAGUACGGCUUCACCCUGGACAAGUUCCAGCAGGAGGCGGUGACCUGCCUCGAGCGGAACGAGUCGGUGCUGGUCUCCGCGCACACGUCGGCGGGGAAGACGGCUGUGGCCGAGUACGCCCUCUCGAUGGCCUUGCGGGACAAGCAGAGGCUCAUAUACACCUCUCCCAUCAAGGCUCUGAGCAACCAGAAGUACCGCGACCUGCAGGACGAGUUCAAGGACGUGGGCCUGAUGACCGGCGACGUCACGAUCAAUCCGAACGCGACGUGCAUGAUCAUGACGACUGAGAUCUUGCGCUCGAUGCUCUACCGCGGAUCUGAGGUGGUACGCGAAGUAGCGUGGGUUGUGUUCGACGAGGUCCACUACAUGCGGGACCGCGACCGAGGAGUGGUGUGGGAGGAGACCAUGAUCUUGCUCCCCGACACUGUGCGGCUCGUCUUCUUGUCGGCCACCAUCCCGAACUCCCGCGAGUUCGCCGAGUGGAUCUGCCGGAUCAAGCACCAGUGUUGCCACGUCAUUUACACCGACAAGAGGCCAGUGCCGCUCCAGCACUACCUCUUCCCUGCCGGCGGCGAGGGAGUGUAUAUGGUGGUUGAUGAGAAGAGCCAGUUCAAGGAGGAGAAUUUCCACAAAGCAGUGUCGGCGCUUCAGAAGACGACCGACUCCACCAUGGUCGACACGAAGAAGGCCCAGAAGAACAAGAGCAAAAGCAAGGUCGGCGAUCUGGACAAGGUCGUGCGCAUGUGCAGCGAUAGGGGCUACCUCCCUCUGAUCGUCUUCUCCUUCAGCCGGAAGGAGUGCGAGGCCAACGCGGUAGCGCUGAAGAAGUUGGACGUCACUGACGACGACGAGAAGCGUUUGGUUGAUGAGGUGUUCAACAACGCUCUCAUGACGCUGAGCGACGAAGACCGGGAGUUGCCCCAGAUCCAGAGCAUGUUGCCGCUGCUCCGACGCGGGCUCGGGAUCCACCAUGGCGGGCUGCUCCCACUGCUGAAGGAGGUGGUGGAAAUCCUGUUCCAGGAGUCUCUCAUCAAGGUCCUGUUCUCCACGGAGACCUUCGCCAUGGGAAUCAACAUGCCUGCCAAGACGGUGGUGUUCACAAACACGAGGAAGUGGGAUGGUAUCGAGUACCGUAUCCUUCUCUCGGGCGAGUACAUCCAGAUGGCCGGUCGCGCAGGCCGGCGCGGCAAGGACGACCGCGGGCUCUCGAUCAUUAUGAUGGACGAGAAGGUAGAGCCAGAGGUGGCGAAGGGCAUGUUCCUCGGGGAGGCGACGAAGAUUUCCAGCGCCUUCCACCUCGGGUACAACAUGCUCAUCAACCUUCUGCGCCUGGAGGGCGCAGAUCCAGACUACAUGAUACAGCGAAGCUUCCACCAGUUCCAGAAGGACCGGGCCGUGCUGGAGAUCCAGGACCAGAAGCGGGACAUGGAGACGGAGCUGGCCAAGGUAGAAGACAUCCGCGCGGCGGUGGGCGACGAGACCCAGUACAGCUUCAACGUGGACGAGAUCGUCGCCGACUACUACUACAUGACCAAGGAGCUGGAGAGGGCCAGGGAGGAGCUGCGCCAAAUCAUCGUCCGACCCGAGUCCAUCACCCCGUUCCUGAACCCGGGCCGCCUCCUCUACAUGAGGGACGGCAAGGUGGACUGGGGCUGGGGCAUCUUGGUCGCGGCCUCCAAGAAGGUGAUCCGGGGCGAGGCGGGGCCCGACGGCGCCGAGCAGGUCAGCGAGCCCCAGUGGGUGGUGGACGUGUUCCUGCCCUGCCGGGCUGGCCUGCCCGAGACGGAGAGGCCGUGCCCUCCCGCGGUCGGCUCGACGGCGAAGCCGGAGGGCCGCAUUCUGCCCAUGGCCCUCCAGCUGGUGCACAGGAUAAGCAAGAUCCGCUCCAACAUGCCCAGCAGCGACCCCACGGCGGAGGACUCCCGCCGGGCGCUGCUCAAGACGCUGGCCACGAUCAAGGCCCACAAGAAGUUCAAGGCUGGCAUCCCAGAGCUGGACCCGGUGUCGGAGAUGAACCUUGGGCAGGAGGUCUUGGCGGGUGCACCCGACAAGAUCGCCAGCCUCGAGCGGAGAUUAGCCGAGAGUCCCCUUCACAGCCAGCCUAGUCUCGCAGCCUAUCUGGAGGCCUUCGGCCGGAAGGUCAAGCUGCACAGCGACGUGCAGGAUCUGGACAAGCAGAUCAAGAGCGCCAGAUUCAUGGUUAUGAGCGAUGACCUUCGCGCCAUGCGUCGAUUGCUCCGGAGGCUCGAGUUCAUAGACAAAGACGGUGUGGUCUUGCUCAAGGGUCGGAUGGCCUGCGAGCUCACGUCCGCCGACGAGGUGCUCAUGACCGAGAUUGUAUUCAACAACGUGUUUGCCGACAUGGAGGCCAACAACAUUAUCGCCCUGUGCUCCUGCCUCGUGUUCGAUGAGAAAUCCCAAGAUCCAAUCACCAGCAGGCCAGAGCUGAUGAAGGCCUACGAAACUGUCAAAGGCAUAGCCCGCAACGUGGCAGAGAUCAUGGUCGAAAACAAGCUCCCAAUCGAUGUUGAGGAGUACAUCGGCAAGGUCAAGCCGCAGCUGAUGGAUGUCGUCAUAUCGUGGCUCGAGGGGAAGCGGUUCUCCGAGAUCAUGAACCAGUGUAACCUCUACGAGGGCAGCGUGGUCCGGGUGAUUCGUCGCCUGGAGGAGGUCGUGCGCGAGCUUGCCACGGCGGCAAAAAUAAUCGGAAAUCAGGAGCUCGAGAAGAAGCUCACAGAGGGCAGGGCCCGGCUGAAGCGCGGGAUCAUCUUCUCCGCGUCGCUCUACCUCUGAGUUGCGGACGCCUGUUUCAUGCGCGCGCUCCCCCUUGUGCGACCCUCACAAGAAGCUUACAGCUGAGGCCCAUGGAUUUCGAGCACUGCAGCAGCGGACUCCUCACAAACUCGCCCUCGUGCAUCGCACCCGCCCCGACGCCGCGGCGGGCUCCAUGUCCCCCGGCCGCGCGCCGCGCCCGCACGCCGUGGGCGGCUCGUCCCAGAAGGGACCCGCGUCAGACCCCAUGCGCCGGCGCCUCCCGAAAGAGGGCUGCUCCGGGUCCUCGUCCACCUCCUCCUCCUCCUCCUCCUCCUCCU
Molecule: messenger RNA, 3626 nt
Organism: Prorocentrum cordatum
Lineage: Eukaryota; Dinophyceae; Prorocentrales; Prorocentraceae
Source: the annotation of a GenBank genome assembly